Molecule: messenger RNA, 210 nt
Organism: Arabis nemorensis
Lineage: Eukaryota; Viridiplantae; Streptophyta; Magnoliopsida; Brassicales; Brassicaceae
Source: the annotation of a GenBank genome assembly
AUGAAUCGUGUUUUGAUCAAGUUCGAUGAUUGGAGAAUGGUUUUUGAAAGUCGAUGUGCAAACAGAGCUGCUUUCCUGAUAGCACAUAGUGUUACGCUUCAGAACAGGUGGCAAUCUUACAUUGCACAAGGUGCUCCCUCUUGGUUAGUUGAGCAGUUUGAGAAUGAAAGGAAAGCUUCGGUUUGCUUACUUUCGACUUUGAUCAGAUAA